Xylaria bambusicola is the source of this 5849-nucleotide messenger RNA. RefSeq names its product SNF2 family N-terminal domain-containing protein. The record is from RefSeq and is a predicted model, not a curated record. The transcript has a single exon. Gene Ontology annotation, molecular function: ATP hydrolysis activity; ATP binding; ATP-dependent chromatin remodeler activity. The coding region runs from base 217 to 5475 and encodes 1752 amino acids. Gene Ontology annotation, cellular component: Swr1 complex. NCBI's taxonomy places the organism in Eukaryota, Fungi, Ascomycota, Sordariomycetes, Xylariales, Xylariaceae.
AAUUUUUGAAUCAUCAUCAUUCUACGUGGAACGGCGUUUUCAACACUAAAUCCAUCAUAACUAUCGACACAGAGGGCUGGCAACGGCCAGACCCUGGGACUUAAUUUUGCUGCCGACUCUCUAUCUGUAGACUUACUUUUCACCCUCACAAAUGCCGAUUCCGCCGAGUUCUCCGUGCUCCUUUUGCUGCUUUUGCUCCCGCCACCCCGGACAGCUAUGACGAGCACCGCGUCGUCCCCGUCUGCUGCACCACCACACAGCAUCGCCAGCUCCAACAUCGCCACUCCACAGCAUCAACAGCAUCAGCCCGAGGCGUCAACCAACACAACUGACCACUCUCAAAAGGACAAUGGAAAUAACUAUAUGCUUCUUACCGAAUCCGCGGCGAACGCCAACCAGAAUUCGGAGGAGGCUGCACCCCCUGCCAAUCAAGCCGAUGGCAAGAACCAGGGCAAGCACGAUGCACCCGAGGCAGACAGCGCUGAGCGGCCGUCAAAGCGACGCCGUGUGCGCGAAGCAACACCCCCGCGGUCCAUACGUCGACCCAAGCCGGAAUCACCCCCUUGGAAGAAGGUUGAGGCCGAAGGGCCUACUACCUUUCUCGAGGAUGGGAAACGAAGAUCCGGGAGGACCAACGCAUUACCUCUCGAGCUACAGCCUCCGAGUGCAAGAAGAGUGACGAGGGGCGCUAGGAAUGUCGCACAGUAUUCUCCCAGCUCAAAACCUGUGAAUACAAUACAAAAGCGCCUAUCUACCACGCCUCGACCAUCCACCAAGCAGCCACCACCCCCUGCGUCUAGGUCGAGCGCGCGCAAAUCGCUGUCAAAUACUCCAAAGCCGUCAACCAAGACAAAAUCCGUCGCUGCUCCUUCCAAACCUCUAGUAGAAACCCCAAAACGCGCACUUCCCACUCGCCGAAGCUCUAGAACGCGAAGAGACAGCACCGAUAUCCCUGCUCGAGCUCCCGAGCCUCUAGAAAGCCCACCAUCAUCGCGCACUACCAGGAUUCGCCUGCGGGUUAAGACUAUAGCUAUGCCCAUUGUUCAUCCUGCUCAAGUGAAUGUUUUUCCCGGCCAGACGAUCCCUCGCCCAAAAGUAGCAUCGUCUUUCAACGAAUACAUAGCCCAGGCGCCAACUCUCGAUGUACGCGAUGGCGGCUGGAUGGAUGCUACCGAUGACGGGCCCCCAUAUACCCAAGAGAUGGCCGAGAAGGAUGCCCGGAUCAUAUUGAGAAUUGAAAAGGAGGUCGAACCAGGCGGACUGCUUAGCGAGGGGCGAUCAAGCCUUUUUGCACCUGAUCCUGUGGAGGAGCCGCCUCGGCAAUGGGCGCAUAUGGACCAUCUUGUUAAGCAAAUGGCCAACUUUCGGAAAUUAAUGGUGAUAGAGCAUCAUCGCCACAAAGCCACGGCAAAAAAGUUGGCUGAAGCCUGCAGAGAUGAGUGGCUCCGUCGUCAGCCUAAGACAGCCGAGGAGAUUGAAGCCGAAGCGCGAUCAGAGUGUAUUUCACACUAUAAAAUUGUCGUUAGGGCUCUCGUGGGUACCUGGGACAACGUCAAGACCGAAAUCAAUCGUAAGCGGUUAGAGGAAUGGGAAGCUGCUGAACAGAGGCGAGUAAAAGCCGCUUUGAAUGAAGCGGUGAGUAUGUCGGAGCUAAAGCUUCAAGCCCGGCGGACUCACGUUGAUUCUGAUAUGCUGUCUGAUGAAGACGAAGAGGAGGAAGAUGAGGAGCUCGAGGGCUCCGAAGAUGGCGACGACGACGAUAUGGAUUUGGGCCCUAAUCGAGAUUCCCAGUCCAAUGCUAGCUCCGCCAAUGACGAGGACAAUAUGACAUCAUCCGAUGAUGAAGAAGACUUGAAGUCUACGAUAUCCGACGAAGGGUUAACACAAGAUCAACUUCGGCAGAAAUAUGCCAAUAUACCUGAUCUUUCAUCCCCUGAGGCUGGAGAGGGAAUGCAAACUGAAGAUCCUGCCGAUACGACAGAUGAGUCGGUCGACAUGGAUGAUGACACUACUUCUAGUGACGAGAGCAUGCAAAGUGCGGAUGAGAGUGAUAACGCUAGUGAUGACGAAAGUUCUGAUGAGGAGGCAUCGACUGGCCUUUUAGGGCUUUUCUUUGGCAAAAAGGAGCUGAAGAAUUUGAAAGAUGACGCCGGUACGGAUGGCAGCCAGCCCGCUCUUGCCGACUUGCCCGCAACAGAAGUAACGGAUCCGGCAGCAAACGAUACUAAUAUAGAUAUCACGCAGAACUUGGAGGAUGACAAGAUUUUGUCGAUGAAUAACGCCGACAUCGCUCCUCUGCUUCCCCCGGUUAAUCACAUUGGAGGUGAGCAGAAAGGAGAACCUCCAGUAACAGACGCAUGCAAUGGUGUAUCAGCAUCUGUCACAGACUCAUCUUCUAGCGCGGUUGUCUUUCCCUGUGGCCCUGACAUAACUAAUCGCCCAGAGCCUUCAGCUGUUACACCUCUCUCACUACAACCGCGCGAUGGUGAGCUAAAUGUAGUUGAUGCUGUUGAGUUUGUGAGUAAGAGCGGGAGCCAUCCGCGAGCAGAACUUUUUGUGCAGAAGCAGCCGACAGCAGCAGCAGUUCCUAGUAUCGAGCCUGUGCCCGUUCAAGCAGAUCGGCCGCGACCUAUAUCAGAAACAGAUGCUAUUACCAAUUCUAUUAGUCGAGAUCGUACACAGUCGCCUCGGACUUCAGAGACCAAACCCUCAGACGUAGAUACAGCCUCGUCUGUGACGAAGUCAGGUGUGAGCAGGUCCACGACACCCCCUUCACGAGUGCCCAAGACUGAGGUUCCGUUCUUGUUACGGGGAAGCCUACGCGAGUAUCAGCAUUAUGGGUUGGAUUGGCUUGCGGGUCUUUAUAAAAACCAGACGAAUGGGAUUCUGGCUGACGAAAUGGGUCUUGGUAAAACGAUCCAAACCAUUGCUUUAUUAGCACACCUUGCUUGUCACCAUGAAGUGUGGGGACCUCAUCUUGUUAUCGUUCCUACAAGUGUUAUGCUGAAUUGGGAGAUGGAGUUCAAGAAGUGGUGCCCUGGAUUCAAGGUCCUUUCAUACUAUGGUAGUAUCGAAGAGAGGAAACGAAAACGUCAAGGCUGGAAGACAGACGACAUCUGGAAUGUGUGUAUCACGUCUUACCAGAUUGUCCUCCAGGAUCAACAGGUGUUCAAACGACGCCAGUGGCAUUACAUGAUCUUGGAUGAGGCGCAUAACAUCAAAAACUUCAAGUCAAAGCGUUGGCAGACACUAUUAGGCUUCAAUACCCAAGCACGACUCUUACUUACCGGGACACCGUUGCAGAAUAACCUGACGGAACUCUGGUCGCUUCUAUUCUUUCUGAUGCCGUCAGAAAAUGGAGUAGGGGGCUUUGCGGAUCUGGCCGAGUUUCAGGACUGGUUUCACAAACCAGAGUCCCAAAUCCUUGAAAGUGGCCGCGAACAGAUGGAUGAUGAAGCACGUGCCAUCAUCGCGAAGCUGCACAAAGUUUUAAGGCCGUAUCUACUCAGGCGACUGAAGGCAGAUGUUGAGAAGCAGAUGCCAGCCAAGUAUGAACACGUGGAGCUAUGUCGCUUAUCACGACGUCAACGCGAGCUGUAUGAUGGCUUCCUGGCUCGAACCGAUACGAGGGAAGCACUUGCAUCAGGGAAUUAUAUAUCCGUCAUCAACUGUCUCAUGCAGCUGCGUAAGGUCUGUAAUCAUCCCGACUUAUUUGUCGAGCGGCCUAUCAUGACGUCUUUUCGACAACCCACAUCCGUUGUCUCUCAAUUCGCAAGCACAGAGGCCCUUCUCCGCUGGAAAUUUCUUGGGCAACCUUCUAUGGCUGUGCCCAACCUAGGUUUCCUCAACUUGAUACCGACGCAAUAUGAAAAUCUAUCGGCAACCGUUUGUGACCGUAUCUUCGAGCUCAGUUCUGACAGAACUUUCCUCGAACUUCAGGAAACCCAAACUGCCCGCGCCCAAACUGCUGAGACAACAUUUGAUCCUUCAACCGUCGAGUCGAAUAUCGCAUAUAUUGAUACACUAGGUCGAAUUGGUCGCCUGGAUGAACUGCGACAUUGUGUAUAUGUGAACGGUCUCCGUCGGCAGCAGCAUCCUAUAUACGGAAAACGACUCACUGAUUUUUUAACGUUGGAUAUCAAUCGACGGCCAUUCAAGCCACGUCCCAAGAUACCCCAGAAGAUAAUGAGUUGGUUCGAAGAGGAUUCACAGGCUCUACGAUCGAUCGUACCUACUCUAGAUGAACGUUCUGCCUCAAUGAGAGCCGUCAUCUCCAAAUUUGCGUGCAUUACUCCCGCGGUUGUAACAAGGGACCUUGAUCAAUUUGUUUUAGGCUCAAAGAAGAUCGAGGUGCUUGGCGAUAUGAGUCUUACAUUAUCCACUCCGGUUCGCUACUCUCCAUUCAUGCCAAAGCAGCCUCCACUCGAUCCAUGGCACGAGUCACGCAUGAGGCUCAGCAUCCAAUUUCCAGAUAAGCGCCUUUUACAGUAUGAUUGUGGUAAGCUUCAAGUGCUUGAUCGGCUGCUACGCAAGCUUCAAUCCGGUGGCCAUCGAGCCCUUAUCUUUACACAAAUGACGAAGGUUCUCGACGUCUUGGAACAAUUCCUAAACAUUCACGGACACAAGUACCUCCGACUUGAUGGCGCUACGAAAGUGGAACAACGUCAGAUCUUGACAGAUCGGUUCAACCACGAUCCCCGCAUACUUUGUUUCAUUUUGUCGACACGAUCUGGCGGGCUAGGAAUCAAUCUCACAGGAGCUGAUACCGUUAUCUUUUACGACCAAGACUGGAACCCGGCCAUGGACAAGCAGUGCCAAGAUCGAUGUCACCGUAUCGGACAAACUCGAGAUGUGCACAUCUAUCGGCUUGUGAGUGAACAUACUAUCGAAGCCAACAUUCUGCGGAAGGCGAGUCAAAAGCAAAUGCUAGACGAUAUCGUGAUUCAAGAAGGAGGCUUCACUACCGACUACUUCAACAAGCUGUCUGUGCGUGACGUGAUAGGUGGUGCCACGGACGAGGCCGAUGUUGUCGGAGAUGCGAUGGACCGCGUUCUUGGUCGUGUAGAAAAUGCCGAUCAACGCACUGUCGGCCGUGUAUUAGAGCAAGCUGAGGACCGAGAGGAUGUUGCCGCCGCUCAUGUGGCCGAGAAGGAGAUUCACGAGGAUGAAGCGGAUUUUGCCGAGAAGCCACCAACAACCAAUGUAUCGGGAGCCUCGAGCACACGGCAGGGCACGCCUGCUGCACAAGACGAUCAUGGGGUAGGACGAUCAAAUCUUGGUUUGUUCUCCGAAUCGGCCGAUGCAGAUGAUUCAGCGCAGGAAAUUGAGAUGAACGCAUGGGGCAAAAGAAUCCACACCAUUGAUGACUAUAUGCUCGCAGCAAUGGGCAGGGAGCUUGAGGGCACGGCACUUGAACUCCCCAAAGACAAAAAGAAGAGUAAAAGCAAGAAAGGCAAAGACACGCGGAAACGUUAGGCUUGCGAGUCUUUCCUAUGUCAUACUUCCAGUGUAUAUUACUUAUUUUACUUCGCCCUCAACUCGUUUUAACUUUCUAUGUAAUUGUAGAUAUUGCUACGGGAAACGGCACCUGGGCUCAGCCACAUCCGGUAAUCAUGCCCCGUCGACUACUAGAGUACGCGUUUACCAUGGCUUUGAGAGCGUUGAGAGUUAGGCGCUGGGUCAGUAUCGGAGUUUUUGCAUGGAUAAAGGCUAGCAUAUUUUAAAUGAGGUAUAUAAAAAGGCGGGCUCUCUGGAGUGUCUUCAUAUUAUAACAUUCCUCCUAUCACAACAAUACAAGCACGCAAAAGCAGCACGCCCGAUGACCAUCGCGCGCAAAUUAUAGCGUUCAA